AAGUCGUUCCAUUGAACGAUGGCCUCCAUUAGUUUGUUAAACCCGAAGGCAGAAUUUGCCCGUGCAGCUCAAGCAUUGGCAAUUAACAUCACCGCUGCGAAAGGCAUCCAGGAUGUGAUGAAGACAAAUCUCGGCCCGAAGGGAACAAUGAAAAUGCUGGUUUCGGGUGCCGGUGACAUCAAAAUAACCAAGGACGGUAAUGUGCUGCUGCACGAGAUGCAGAUCAAGCACUCGACCGCAUCUUUGAUUGCCCGUGCCAGUACGGCCCAGGACGACGUAACCGGAGACGGCACUACUUCGAUCGUGUUGAUUAUUGGCGAGCUGCUGAAACAGGCUGACCUGUACAUUGGGGACGGUCUUCAUCCGCGCAUUGUUGCCGAAGGGUUCGAUCAGGCCCGUCUGCAAGCGUUAGAAAUUCUGGAGCAGAUUGCCCACCCGAUCGAGAUUAAUCGUGAAAAUCUGCUCAAAGUUGCUCGCACAUCGCUACGCACCAAGGUACACCCGGAUCUGGCCGAUCUGUUGACGGAUGUGUGCGUCGACGCGGUGCUGGCUAUUCGAAGCGAUGGCAAGCCGGUCGAUUUGCACAUGGUGGAGUUGAUGGAGAUGCAGCACAAAUCGGCAACCGACACGCAGUUGGUGAAGGGUAUUGUGAUGGAUCAUGGCGCCCGUCAUCCGGACAUGCCAAAGCGCGUUACCAACGCGUACAUUCUCACGUGUAACGUAUCGAUGGAAUACGAAAAGUCGGAAGUAAACUCGGGCUUCUUCUACAAAACUGCCGAGGAGCGGGAAAAAUUCGUUCUGGCCGAGCGCGAGUUUAUCGAGGAGCGUGUCAGGAAGGUGAUCGAGCUGAAGCGUAAAGUGUGCGAAGGUACGGACAAAUCGUUCGUCGUCAUCAACCAGAAGGGUAUCGAUCCGAUGUCGUUGGAUUUGCUGGCCAAGGAGGGGAUCGUAGCGUUGCGCCGUGCCAAGCGCCGUAAUAUGGAACGUCUAGCAUUGGCCUGCGGUGGUAUGGCAAUGAAUUCGUUCGACAACAUGGACGAAUCGUGCCUCGGGUAUGCGGGACUCGUGUACGAGCACGUGCUGGGCGAGAACAAGUACACUUUCGUGGAGGACUGCAAGAAUCCGCUGUCGGUGACGAUUCUAAUGAAGGGCCCGAACAAGCACACACUCGCCCAGAUUAAGGAUGCGAUUCGUGAUGGAUUACGCUCGAUUAAUAAUGCGGUCGAGGAUAAGAAACUGGUGCCCGGUGCGGGUGCGUUCGAGGUCCGUGUGCACAACAAGCUGCGCGAGUACGCCAAGACGGUGAAGGGCAAGACGAGGCUGGCGAUUCACGCUUACGCUGACGCUAUGCUCGUGAUUCCGAAGAUUUUGGCCGUGAACAGUGGGUACGAUGCGCAGGACACAAUUGUGAGACUGCAGGAGGAGGGGCUGCUGAAUGAGGAUCCGAUUGGGCUGGAUCUGUCCACCGGCGAACCGAUGAAACCGGUCGAUCUGGGCAUUUUCGACAACUACAUCGUGAAGAAGCAAAUUCUCAACUCGUCCACCAUUAUUGCGGUUAAUAUUUUGCUGGUGGAUGAGAUUAUGCGUGCCGGCAUGAGUAGCCUUAAGGGUUAAGCUUUGCCUUC
Messenger RNA from Anopheles maculipalpis, 1625 nucleotides. RefSeq names its product T-complex protein 1 subunit zeta (gene CCT6). Gene Ontology annotation, biological process: protein folding. Gene Ontology annotation, molecular function: ATP-dependent protein folding chaperone; ATP hydrolysis activity; ATP binding. The transcript has 3 exons. Gene Ontology annotation, cellular component: chaperonin-containing T-complex. The record is from RefSeq and is a predicted model, not a curated record. Bases 19 to 1614 code for a protein of 531 amino acids. Lineage: Eukaryota; Metazoa; Arthropoda; Insecta; Diptera; Culicidae.